AGAAUCAUGGCCUCUCUCAACCCAUCCCCCCCUCCACGCCGCUUUGCACCCCUCCACCCCUCCACCCAGGCCUCUGAUGCCCCCCCGCUGAGGGGCAUCGUGUUCGACGUCGACGGCACUUUAUGUCUUCCCCAGAACUACAUGUUCGCUGAGAUGCGCGCCGCCCUCGACAUCCCCCCCCAAGUCGACAUCCUCCACCACAUCGCCCACCUCCCCCCCGCCUCUCGCCCCGACGCCCUCAACAAGAUCAAAGCCAUCGAGCAAGCCGCCAUGCUCACCCAGCGGCCCCAGCCGGGCCUCGUCGAGCUGAUGGAUUAUCUCGAGAAGAGGCGCGUUCGACGCGCUCUGUGUACGAGGAAUUUCGAAACCCCCGUCCAAACCCUCCUCGACAACCAUCUCCCCACCCACCUCUUCCUCCCCAUCAUCACCCGCGAGACCCCCGGCGUCCUGCCCAAGCCCGAUCCAGCGGGUAUCCUGCAUAUUGCCAGUGAGUGGGGGGUGGGUGCCGACGGGCUGAUUAUGGUCGGCGACAGCAUCGAUGACAUGACCGCCGGCCAUGCCGCCGGCGCCGCCACGGUCCUGCUGCUCAACGAGCACAAUGCCCAUCUGAAGGAGCAUCGGCAUACGGACCUGUGCAUUGAGCGGCUGGACCAGUUGAUUGGGGUCUUGGAGGGGGGGUUUGUGGGGGAGAAGAAUGGA
This is a messenger RNA of Aspergillus heteromorphus CBS 117.55, 699 nucleotides long. RefSeq names its product putative haloacid dehalogenase-like hydrolase. The annotation marks the transcript as partial. The record is from RefSeq and is a predicted model, not a curated record. NCBI's taxonomy places the organism in Eukaryota, Fungi, Ascomycota, Eurotiomycetes, Eurotiales, Aspergillaceae. The transcript is spliced from 5 exons.